AUGGCUUCCCUUCAAACUCUAACAGCUCCAACCACGGCCGAAACCACAACUAAAACCUUCUCUUCAUCUUUCACCAAAACCUCCCCACCUGUCUCAUCUUGGCCAUUGUUCUCAAAAUCCUCCAAAAAAUGUACCAUUAAGUCACUCAAACACAAAGUCUCAUGCAAUGCUAACAACAACCACCUUGACCGCCGAGACAUUCUUUUAGGUCUCGGGGGUCUAGCUGGAGCUGUGAACUUUUCAGUUCCGUCUGUUGGGGCAGCACCACUAGCUGCCCCAGAUAUUUCAAAAUGUGGAACUAAUCCUCUUACCGGGUUCAGACCUGGAGAGGCCACUCCUACUGGCGGGGAUUGUUGCCCGCCAGACUCAAGUCAAAUCAUGGAUUUCAAAUUCCCCACGGAUCAAGCGUUUAAGGUGCGCCCCGCAGCGCAUUUGCUUAGUCCUAAGUACAUUGCUAAGUUUAAUGAAGCGAUCAAGCGCAUGAAGGAGCUUCCUGAGAGUGAUCCUCGAAACUUCUUGCAACAAGCGCAUAUUCAUUGCGCUUAUUGCAACGGUGCUUACACUCAAUCAUCAAGUGGGUUUCCGGAUAUCGAAAUCCAAAUUCAUAACUCAUGGCUCUUCUUUCCGUUCCACCGUUGGUAUCUUUACUUCUAUGAGAGAAUCUUGGGAAGCCUUAUUGGUGAUCCCACAUUCGCAUUGCCAUUUUGGAACUGGGACACCCCAGCUGGAAUGACAAUACCAAAAUACUUCAACGACUCGAAAUCCGCCCUCUUUGACCCCAAAAGAAACCAAGCCCAUUUGAAAGCAGUUGUUGAUCUUGGUUACAAUGGUAAGGACACUGAUGCUACCGAUAUCGAAAAAGUGAAGAACAAUCUCGCAAUCAUGUACCGCCAAAUGGUGACAAACGCAACUGACCCCACCGCAUUUUUUGGUGGUGAGUAUCGGGCUGGCAUUGAGCCGAUUUCGGGUGGUGGCUCGGUUGAACAAAGCCCACACACACCGGUUCAUAGGUGGGUGGGUGACCCAAGACAAACAAACGGUGAAAACCUCGGAAACUUUUAUUCCGCGGGUCGUGACACGUUGUUUUAUUGUCACCAUUCGAAUGUGGACCGAAUGUGGUCGUUGUGGAAAAUGUUGGGAGGGAAACAUAAGGACAUUACGGAUCCUGAUUGGUUAAACAGUUCAUUUGUUUUCUAUGAUGAAAACGCGAAACUUGUUAGAGUUUAUGUGAAGGACUGCUUGCUUACUAACCAGCUAGGGUACGACUACCAAAGAGUAGACGUACCCUGGCUGAACAGCAAGCCAGUCCCACGUGCACCGAAAUCCGGUGUAGCUAAAAAGCUAGAUGGGAAAGUGAAAAAGACAAACGACGUCACUUUUCCAGUGAAACUCGACAAGAUUGUCAAGGUUUUGGUACCUCGGCCCAAGAAAUCGAGAAGCAAGAAAGAAAAGGCGGACAAAGAGGAGCUUUUGAUCAUUCAAGGGAUUACUUACGAUAGUGAGAAGUAUGUGAAGUUUGAUGUGUAUGUGAACGAUGAAGACGACGAUGAUGUUAGUGCACCGGAUCAGACUGAGUUUGCUGGAAGUUUCGCACAAUUGCCACACAAGCAUAAGGGCAAGACUCAAGCCAAGACCAACUUUCGUGCCGGCCUUACUGAGCUCCUUGAGGAGCUCGAGGCCGACGAUGAUGACAAUGUGUUGAUCACCGUGAUCCCUAGAUCCGGAUCAGAAGAUAUUACCAUUGAUGCUAUCAAGAUCAUCUAUGCUUAAUUAAUCUCAUGCUACUUUGACGA
Erigeron canadensis is the source of this 1793-nucleotide messenger RNA. RefSeq names its product polyphenol oxidase I, chloroplastic-like. The transcript has a single exon. Gene Ontology annotation, biological process: pigment biosynthetic process. Gene Ontology annotation, molecular function: catechol oxidase activity. Bases 1 to 1770 code for a protein of 589 amino acids. NCBI's taxonomy places the organism in Eukaryota, Viridiplantae, Streptophyta, Magnoliopsida, Asterales, Asteraceae. The record is from RefSeq and is a predicted model, not a curated record.